UUAGAUGUAUCAAUGUCCCAUAUUGAGGUCCAUUAACCAAAAGUAUAAUAAAUCAUGGGCAAGAGAGAAAUUAUGUUGGUUUUGAGCAUAUUGUUGCUAUUGGUAGGAAGCUCUAAAGGGUUGAAUGAAUUUGACUACUACCAAGUUAUUUUCCAAUGGCAACCAGCUGCUUGUAGUAGCGCAACUCUAAAAUCUCCAUGUGUCAAACGUCCAGAAAAUAGGUUCACUAUCCAUGGUGUUUGGCCUAGCCUCACAUCUGGAAAUGCUACAAAAUGCUCUGGCACUCCCCCCUAUGAUGGUAAUAAGAUAUACGCAAUUCGGAGUAGGCUGGAUCAAGAUUGGCCAAGUGUGGUUUAUGGAACAAAUCCAACAUUGUGGAGCCAUGAGUGGAAAACCCACGGAACUUGUUCAAAUUACUAUUUGGACCAAUACAACUAUUUUAACUUUGGACUUAGUGUAUUUGGUAAGUACAAUAUGAUAUCCAUUCUCAGAAAAUAUGGUAUCAAUCCAGAUGGAAAUGAUUACUCCAUAGACUACAUUGAAAGUGCAAUUUAUAAUGCAACGGUCAAAUGGCCAGCCCUUCGCUGCAACAAAAACAAGUCGUCUGGUAAAAAACAAUUAUAUGAAAUUGCUUUGUGCUUCACAAAGGUUAAUCGAGCUCUUCAAGAUUGUCCCUACAACGCUGUUACAUGUGGCAAUAAAUUCUCCUGGAAUUCAUGAAGAGGCUGUGUGCAUUAUGUGGAGGAACUACUACCCCUACAAGCUAAUUAAGGGGCUUCUUAAUAAAUGGCUUGAAAAGUACUAUGUAUCUUCAUGUGGUUUUCUUUGUAAGUGUUUUGUAACAAUGUAUGCCUUCAUAUGUUAUGAAUGGAAGAAUUACUUCAA
Molecule: messenger RNA, 885 nt
Organism: Benincasa hispida (wax gourd)
Lineage: Eukaryota; Viridiplantae; Streptophyta; Magnoliopsida; Cucurbitales; Cucurbitaceae
Product: ribonuclease MC-like
Biological process (GO): RNA catabolic process
Cellular component (GO): extracellular region
Molecular function (GO): RNA binding; ribonuclease T2 activity
Source: RefSeq, a predicted model, not a curated record